Messenger RNA from Parnassius apollo (apollo), 375 nucleotides. NCBI's taxonomy places the organism in Eukaryota, Metazoa, Arthropoda, Insecta, Lepidoptera, Papilionidae. The record is from the annotation of a GenBank genome assembly.
AUGCCGGCGCGGGGGGGGGGGGUGGGAGAGCGGGCGGCGGUGCUGCGAGGAGGGGGCGCGCCGCGGCGCGGCAGUCUCGUGCCGGUAGUCGGUAGUGUAGCCGAGCGACUCCGGGAACCGUCCCCGCCGCGUCGUCGCUCGCUUGUAGUCGUAGUGCGCCCAUCGGCCUGCCCCACGCCGCCGGCGCCCGAUCCCAUGGAAACCCAAAGUCAGGAUGUCGCCCACAGCCCCGCCGAGGUGCCCAACGACCCGGGGAAGAUGUUCGUCGGGGGCCUCAGUUGGCAGACUAGUCCAGGUACGCACGUCGGCCGCAGGCCGCACUCCGACCAUGACGUCUACGGAAGUGUAUUCGAUUCACUUGCCGGUGGCGGCUGA